AUUCAUCAAACAGAAGCUAAUAGCCAAUCAAAUCACUUCUAACAAAUGAGACCCUCGCACCAAACAUUGUUUACAAAUGGCUACUGGUGGUCCACAGGGAUAUCCCAAAUGGCUUUUAAACUGCAAACAGGGCAUCACCGAUUCAAAGGACUGGAAUGUCUUUGUGAGAGAGUUACAUGAUGCCAUACAGCAGCAGCUCACAGAGAGCCAUGUCCAAUACUUCAGUGAUCUGUCUGAGGCAGAGAAAGAGCUAUUCAUGCAGAGGGCAACCAAAGCACUGGAAGGAGGGACCUCAUACAAUAACAUGAUGAAGAAGGUGUCAGUGGUUAUGGAUCAGAGUUUGAAUGAGGAAGUGUCCCGACAGUUACUAGAGGAAUCUCCGAUGGACACAAAAUCUGAUCUAAUCAUAGAGAGUGCCGAAGAAGGGACACUUAGUUUGCUGAAAAAGUGGCCGGAUAUGAAGGAGAAACUACAAGUCUGUUUAAAUCAGCCACUCCCCACUCAACUACGGCAGGUUGCAUGGCGACUUUAUCUCAGUGAUACGAAAGUGAGGAAAAAGUACAUUGAUUUGUUAAACACCAACCCAAGAGCUGCCAUAUCUCAGUAUGAUUACGAGAUAUCUCAGAAAUGUGACCAGCUCCUGAACUCGGAGCCAACCUUUGCUGACCUCAAAGGAUCUGUAGGUAAUUUCUAUGGAAUGAAGGCAGUCCUCUCAUAUCACCACUCAUCUCAGAAAACCCAGAACAGACUACGAGAUGUCGACCAUUUGUUGGUUGUACCAUUUGUAGAAGUGGCACGCUCAAGCAUGCCUAAGAAAGAACCUCCUUCAGGAAGAGUUGUUGCCCUUUUGGUUGAGGAGUUUGAAACAUUUAUGAAACAGCGCCCUGGUUUUGUGGAAGAUUCUGGAUCAGAGUUACACAAUGAAGAAGUUAGAGCUUUCAUUGAUAAAGUUGCCACAAUGCUCACUGCUAAAUAUCCAGAGUCUGUGAAAAACAUUGUGGAAAAAUUCAGUCCUUCAAAAGAGAAGAUUGUAGCCACAGAGGCUGGUAAUCAGGCUGUCUUGAGAGAAGGGUUAAUGGCAAUCUGUCGUCCUAUGUUACGAUCCCUCUUUGUUUCCUACUUGAACCCUAACACUCUACUCUAUGUAUGGGAUAACUACAUCAUUGGUCUUGAUACCCCUGGGUUUACUACAGAAUGGCUGGCCAUAGUCUUAGUCACUAUACUAGCUCUCACCAAGGAUAAAAUCAAAGAGGCAACAUCUCCUGCAUCUUUAGAGAAAAUACUGAAAACUGAGAGCUGCAGACUGACUGUUCCACAGUUCCAGUAUGAGGUAAAACAGCAUUAUUACAAGGACCUUUUCUCCAUGAUCACCAGAGAUUCUAAAGCGGCCAUUCCUGUACUUGACCCAACUCAAGCUCAGCACCCUCCCUGGAGACACUGGUACAAUGAUGUGAUCCCGCCCUUCACCAAACCGCAGGACCGACGGAAGGCCCGAGAGGAGAGAGAGGCCGAGAGGGAGAGGUUGGCUCAACAACAGAAGGAUGCAGAAACUGCGAGGCAUGAACAGGAAGCCAGGGACAGGAGAGAUGAGGAAGAGGAGUAUCUGAAGUUGUCUGCCCUUGACAGACAGAGAGUGGAGAUGGAGAGAAUUAAAUUAGAGGAACAGAUACAAGAGGAAAGGAGGCGAAGAGUAGAAGCUGAAAGACACGCAUCAGAUGAGAUCGAGAGACUAAGACUGGAGGUUGCUGCCUUGAAGAACCAGAAACCACCAACUCCUGCAUACAGUCCUGCUCCAAGUGUGUCAUCAUACAUUAGUCGACAGUUGCUGGCUCCACCCCCAUCUCGAGUCUCCAGCCAUGUCAGACCUCCCCCGCAGACGGUGGUGGCCGUAAAGAAGGUCAGGACCCCCACCCCAGUACAGACCCCCGUGGAGCAAAAAAAUAAAAUUGUGGCGGACUUCCUUAACAGAGUGCUAUUUGGAAUAAACAAAGUUGCACAUGCAGAAGAUCAGUUUGUAGAAAAGGAAGAACUGGACAAGGCUACGGAGGGGUACCUGGUACAGAAUGUCAAAGACAUCAAACAAGCUCAGAAAGAAAUAUUUGGCAAACAUCUUAAGCCAGGCGAGUUCGACAAACUUUCAGCAAAAGAUCAACAAGACAAGAGUGAGGCCAUGAUCAGACUAAUGCAGAAAUGGCGAGAGGACAGGAGAGCCAAAGAACUAGCCAGAAACAAGGAUGCAUUUUAAUGUAAACCAUCCAUCACAGUGCGACGUCAAAGCUUGUGUUGUUCCACCUAGUAGUUCACAUACAAUACAGAGUAGUGUUCAUGUUCACAGGAAGUGCAGAGUAGGGUUCAUGUUCACAAGAAGUGCAGAGUAGGGUUCAUGUUCACAAAGAACAGAGUAGUGUUCACAUUCACAAUCAAUAUGGAGUAGUGUUCAUGUUCACAAAAUGUAUUGAGCAUACAAUUAGUGUUCAUGAACAGAAGGAGUGCAUUGUACAAUUCAUGUUUACAAACAGAACUGCUCAGAUAUGUUUACAAGAAGCAGUUCAAAGUAGUAUUCAUGUUCACUCCUUCUCUGCUGGUCAGAGACAAAAUUAUCAAAGAUUUCAGAACACAAUUGCAACUUUUUUAUGUUUCAAAAAUGCAUUUAUAUUGGCCUUUCCUCAAAUGUGUGUUCAUCAAUUUAACGAUAAGAUCUGGUAUGGUCGAAGCUUAGAUUUGAUUGGGUAAAGCUUCGUAAGGCCACUAUUUAUCAUGGAGCCCAAUAUUUUAUUUGGUUCUGUGGUAUCCUGUGACAGAUUUGACUUUUAUGUGUGUAAUGACUGUAUUCCGUCCAUACCAUCAGCUAAUGCUUAGAUGUCAUCUGUAGGAUUCUUCGACUUGUAAAACUUCAAUAAAAGAAUUUAAUUAUUGAG
This is a messenger RNA of Magallana angulata, 2918 nucleotides long. RefSeq lists its product as uncharacterized. Lineage: Eukaryota; Metazoa; Mollusca; Bivalvia; Ostreida; Ostreidae. Bases 77 to 2245 code for a protein of 722 amino acids. The record is from RefSeq and is a predicted model, not a curated record. The transcript is spliced from 19 exons.